ACCGUUGGUUGUGGCUGCCGGAAGUCAUGUUUUGCGAUCGUUCCGGGACGUUGAUCGCAGUUUCGAAAACCAUUCAAACGAUAUGCAUAUUGUGAGCAUUUCGAAAAUAAUGUGGACGCGUUCUCAAGCAGACGGUGAUCCUGUGGAUGCGGUUGAUCUGACAGAGGAAAUGCCUGGUGAAAUCGCCAGUGCCAACGAUCUCGGCAUCAAGAGCAUAGUCGCCGUUAAGGUGAACCAUGCAAGAAAUCCGUGUGGCUAUGUAUUUACUGAUUGCACAGAUCAAAAAUUUGUUUUCUCGGGUGAUACGAUGCCCUGUGCGCAACUGGUGAAAUAUGGCAAAGAUGCUGUUGUUCUUGUGCACGAAUCAACUUUUGCGGACGAUGAGGAAGUGAGG
Messenger RNA from Gongylonema pulchrum, 394 nucleotides. NCBI's taxonomy places the organism in Eukaryota, Metazoa, Nematoda, Chromadorea, Rhabditida, Gongylonematidae. The record is from the annotation of a GenBank genome assembly.